UUCAUACCUUUUGCUCUCCCAGGUUUUUUUUAUAUUGCCAUGUCAUUACAUGCGACUGCUUUUGUUUACUAAUUUGAUGACUUUCUAGUGGAUAUUGAAUGAUCUGCUUGGUUUUAUUUAGAAGGCUUAUUGGACCAUGUCAAAUAUGGCUUGGUAUAUUAGUUGUGUGAUGAUAAAAGGAUGCAUAAUUUUUGAAUGCUUGUUGCACCUUGUUCUGCUUUAUAUGUGUGUUGUUUCAUAUUUUUUGAAUACUUCUUGCACUAUGUCAAAUUAGCUUGGUUUAUUUACUUGUGUCAUUGAGUGAUGCAUACAUCUCUAAGCUCUGAAUUAUAUUGUAGUUGUGCCAUGUCUGAGUUAGACAUGGUUUCUUUUAGAAAUUUGUUAGGACUUACCUCACAUGGACUAACGAAAUGGACAUUGCACUAUUGGAGGUCCUGGUUGAGGAUCACAACAAUGGUGAUCGUGCCCAAAAUGGAUGGAAGUCCCAUGUAUAUGUUGCUGUCAUAACCAAUGUACGUGAUAAGUGUAACGAGACCAUCACGAAGGAAAACAUCAUUUCAAGGUGCAAAACUUUUGAAAAGCACUAUGAGGCCCUUAGCAAGAUGCUAUCUCAGAAUGGAUUUAUAUGGGAUUGGGUUAAUCAUAAGCUUUCAAUUGAUAGUGCAGAUGUGUGGACUAAAUAUGUGGCGGCUAACAACAAAAAAGUAUUUUACAAGAACAAGGUCAUUAAGAAUUGGGAUGCUAUCACCACCAUAUACUCAAAGGAUCAUGCAAAUGGUCAAGGUGCUGUCAUGCGUGCUCAAACUAUUUUAGAACAAACCGCAGGACCAACUGAAGAUUGUCCUUAAGUGCGAAAAAACAAAGAACUGGUGAUGCUAUCGUGUGCUUACUUGGGGAUAUGAAAGGCUCAUUUCAUGAUGCUAUGAAGUCACUUGAGCCUUUACAUAUGCCUCAGGUUACACCUCCCACUGAAAUUCUUGCUACAUUUGAAAUGAUCCCUCAAUUGGCUCGUACUGACAUAUUGCAAUCUUAUGGUAAGUUGAUCCUUAGCGAACGCUUGUAACAAGUGCUUCUUGAGCUUCCCAUGGACUUCAAGAAGGAAUGGCUGCUGAUGUUGAAUUACAAGAAUGUCUCUCGAUGGAUAAUAUGUAUGCAUGUUGCUACUUUUAAUCUCUCCCUAGAUGUUUGUAUUGUUGAUGCACAAGACUUGUUAUGUGUUCUAAGUGGUGUGAGGCUUGUCAUAAUAUGUAAUGUUGUU
Hordeum vulgare subsp. vulgare (domesticated barley) is the source of this 1258-nucleotide messenger RNA. RefSeq lists its product as uncharacterized. Lineage: Eukaryota; Viridiplantae; Streptophyta; Magnoliopsida; Poales; Poaceae. The transcript is spliced from 2 exons. The coding region runs from base 411 to 848 and encodes 145 amino acids. The record is from RefSeq and is a predicted model, not a curated record.